This is a messenger RNA of Solenopsis invicta (red fire ant), 3244 nucleotides long. RefSeq names its product homeobox protein engrailed-1a. Gene Ontology annotation, molecular function: RNA polymerase II cis-regulatory region sequence-specific DNA binding; DNA-binding transcription factor activity, RNA polymerase II-specific. The record is from RefSeq and is a predicted model, not a curated record. The coding region runs from base 1100 to 2107 and encodes 335 amino acids. Gene Ontology annotation, cellular component: nucleus. NCBI's taxonomy places the organism in Eukaryota, Metazoa, Arthropoda, Insecta, Hymenoptera, Formicidae. Gene Ontology annotation, biological process: neuron differentiation; multicellular organism development; regulation of transcription by RNA polymerase II. The transcript has 2 exons.
UCUUAAUAUAGAUAUUUUUGAACUAUAAUGUGUCCAAAUUAAAUUGUGCGGUACGUUUAUAAGUAAUGCGAAUCAACCUCUUAAUAAUUGAUUUGUAUGUUUAUGUAAAUGUAAUUUACAUAAAUAUUGUAAAUAAAAUUUUUGAAUCGUGUCAAUAAACGUGUUUAAAUUCUCGCCUAUUAAUUGACUGGUUAUGGCAAAAGUGUACAAUUAAAGACAUGCGAAUCUCGUCGCGGAAUUGGGAGUUCGGAGGAAAGCUGGUAACAUUGAUCCGUAGGAAAUUCGUGAGCGUAGUCCCCUACUACCCGUACCACUGGCGGUGGGGAUGACGACAGGCGGAAGGGAGUACGGUACACCUUACGCCAGUAGGCGGAGCGUUUGACCGAAGAGUUAAUAGAGAUACAAUCGAGGGUGUCUAGUGCACUGCACUCCGGACUGCGGCGUAGGAGGAGUGAAGGGACAGGGGUGAGGAGGGACAGGCGGUAAGUAGGGACCCCAGGUCCCCUAGUUUAGACAUCACUGAGCGACGGAUGGACAGCCAGUCAGACCCGUCACAGCACUCGUUGGAGUACUCGGAAACCUCGGGAAAAGCCGAUAGCUGGAGUCCUCGGCUUGGACCGGCUCCAAAGACGAGCCGAUAAUUAACACGCGCCGUGAACCAAACUAUACCGGGGACGUAUGAGUAUUUCUAAGAACUGCUACGUGAUCUCCCUACGUUCACGACACGUUCGAAAUUAUUAUAACGGAUUCGACAAUUUUGAAGGAUUGAUUGAACAGUGAACCACAACAACAACACGAAGAGAUUCGUGGUAGCCUUCGAGGAAUGCAGCGCAUGGACGAUAUGCUCGACACGGUUAUUGGUGACACGUGAAUAGUGUAUACAAGAGAUUUUCGAAAUUAACAAUUUAGAGAGAUUUGCAUCUAUUGCGUGACGACGGAGGAUUUUUAAUUAAUGCGACAGAGCGGCUCAUUGACAGCAGUGAACAGUGAAAACGCGUGUUUUCUUUUCAAUACAGCCGCAACGAUACAGUGUCACGAAUAACUUUCCGUUUUGUAUUAUCGGACAAAAGUAUUUUGAUGUACAUAAAUAUAUAUUAAAAUGAGCGUAGCACUUGUGACUAUGGAUGCCACGUAUGGAAGUCUACUGGGAGUCACCAGUCACCUUCACCACCACCACCACCAUCAUCAUCAUCACCGUCAUCACGUGUUGUCGCCAGAGAGCCAUGUAGUGCCGCAUCAAGAUCGUCAGCCGGAUGACCAGCAGGCCACCGAGACGCCGUUACGCUUCAGCGUCGUCAACAUUCUCAGGCCAGAUUUCGGCCGUGAAGCCAUUCUCACGACGAAACAACCUGUUUCUACUAUAUCGUUACCGCGCAGUCCGCUUCCGCUUCCACGUGACCUCAGCCUAUCGUCCACCCGACUAUCACCGCAGUCGGUCCACAAAGAAAAGGACAAUUUCCCGUCUCUCUCUCACAAUGGACUCACGUCACCUUUGCACAGGCAAAGCGGAUUGAGCAGAAGCGGCAGUCUCGAAAGUCUCGCGUCUAGCAGGAGCUCGGUCACUAGUAGCACAGUCACCGGUCCAUCCUCCUUAUGUUCCACGUCAUCCACGAUCGGCGCCGAUUCUCUAACCGGCGACAACACAUCUGGCGGCAGUACCGGUAGCACGUCAACAAGUCAGAAAAAUGCUACUAAUGGCCAGAGUCAAUUGUGGCCCGCGUGGGUCUACUGUACCAGAUAUUCGGACAGACCGUCCUCAGGACCGCGCACGAGGCGAGUGAAACGCUCGCAGGACGGGAAGCCCAGCGCGCCGGAAGAGAAGAGGCCUAGGACGGCCUUCAGCGCCGAACAACUCUCCAGGCUGAAGCGGGAAUUCACGGAGAAUCGAUAUUUGACGGAAAAGAGGAGACAACAGCUCUCGCGGGACCUGAACCUCAAUGAGGCUCAGAUCAAGAUCUGGUUUCAGAACAAGCGGGCGAAGAUAAAGAAGGCGAGCGGUCAGAAAAAUCCGUUGGCCCUCCAGCUAAUGGCGCAAGGUCUUUACAAUCAUUCCACCGUGCCGGUGGACGAGGACGGCGAGGAGAUUGUAACCGGAAGGAAUCAUUGAGACUCGCAUAAAUUCAAAUGGCAGCGACGAAACGGAGAGUUAGAGACUAGAAUGACACAUGGCUACAUAUAAGCGCUCUGAGAAGUCUUUGUCAGCGUUGAGCGCUGUCGACGAAGAGAAAGCCGUCAAAAUAUUAUUUAUGAAGAAAUUCCGAGUACAUGUAAUCAUUAUGAUUGAGUUAAGACUGAGAAUGAAGAGCUGGGGAAUAAGAAAUAAAACUGUCCUAAUGGGGAGUGAAAUCCGCGUAACGAUUUUGUAACAGUGCAAUGGCAGAAUAGUUGACAUUAAAUAAAUCGAUAUAUAUUUAGUCGGUAGAUAGGAUGUUUUUGCAAAAAUGUGUGCGAAGAAACUUUUAUAGGGUAUCGUAGGAAAUUAUUUGGUUUCGAUAAUUCCAUGCUUAAAUUAGAAGAAUAUUUACAGAAUCUGAAGAGUUUUAAGUAAGCAAAAUUAUUGUACUUUGUAAACAUAUGAUUAAAAAAAUAGAAAUGGGGAGAUCUUAAGGGAAAUAAUAAUAUAUUAGUGCCCAUAUCUGCAACCAUUCGAUAGAUUUUAUUCUCUAUGGAAACUUUCGUGUUAGUUCUCAUCUAUCGUCUAUUUCUAAUCUGUCGCAAAAGAAAAGUCAUCUGCGUACGAUAUCUUUAACAUUUUCAAACUCAAAUCGAGAGAGUGUUUUGGUCGUAUGAAGAAAAUCAUUUACUAGCGUAUAACGACUGAAAUGUAGAUUGUUUCUAGUGAAUUCUGAGACUUACACUUAUUAUAGUAGCUAUACGUAUCAGAUAGAAUUCAAUUAGAUUGCAAGACGAAAAUUUCCUGUCAAUUUAAGCGUGAAUUAUUUAUUUGUACAUAAUGUGUAAAUAUAACGAUAGUUUUGUGCCCUUGUCUAUAUGUAAGAUAUAAACUAAGAGAUUAGAUGGCGAUUAUUAUUAUUCAUUGCGCGCGUGAAACCAUCUCACAUUGUAUAUUCUUCAUUCUUGUAUACAAGUCUAGAUACAUAUGUUAUACCUAUAGCUUAGAUGGAAAGUACGUAUAACAUAUAUAUCCUAGUGUUUUCCGCAAUAAGUGAUCAUAAUAUUCCAUGUAAUUCGCUUAUACUUCAUCGCCGAUUAAAUCGAAGUAAAAAGAACAUUUUACCCUCGA